GUCCUCCGCGGUUGCCGUGGCAACGGGAGCGGGGCCUGGAACGGGAAUGGGCCCGGAACGGGCCGGGACAGGGACAGGGGCUGGUGUGAACCAUCAGUGCAAAACACGGGAUGAAUUCUCCAAACAUGAAUUACCUUUCAGUCCCUUCCCCACACACUUACAUCAUGAAUAACAUCCAUGUCCCUCCCAAAAUCCUCGUGCCUCCCGUUUUCCAACCUGCCAGCUGGGAAAGGAAGAGGAGCUCUGCCUCCAGCCUGGAGGAUUCCCAGGAAUCCGACCCUGAGAGCCUGGAAAAGGAGAGGCAGCAGCAGCAGAGGAUCCUGGAAAAUCAAAAGAUGGUAGGGCAGGAUCUUGGGGACACCCUGGAGGAUGACAGCUUGGAAGAGGACAGCUUGGAGGAGAUGAGUUCUGAAGAGAAAGGAGCUGAGUGUGACACAAAUAACAAAGGAAAACCAAAGGUUUAUGGCAGUGGAAGGAAAAUACUGCCUGUGGACAAAUAUUCCAGCCUGAGGUACAAUCCUGAUUGGAAGAGUACCAAAAAGGGAGCAGCAUUUUUCAAGGCAGAGAAAUCAUCCCGAAAUUCUGGAGGAAGCAGUGGGGACCUUUCAGUGGAUUCAUUUUAUCUCCAUUCUGAUGACUUCUCAGAAAAUAAUCAACAAGAGGAAAAGACCCAGGAUUCACUCCCAGAGUUUGGUCCAGAAUUUAAUGGAGCAAAUGUGGCCAGCAAUGAACCACAAGCCAAAAGGAAGGAACCUGCAGAUGAAUUUCAUUCCAAAAACAAUCCUGGCCGUGCUUUUCCUCCUCAGAAGCAACAGGAUCCCCCCCAGAGAGCAAAAAAAAACUUUGUGAAAAAAAAUAAGCAGACUUUAGGGUUACAGAAGAUGAAUUCCUAUCUUGAGCUGCACAAUAGAAAGCAAGGUCUUCAAGGGCAGGUCACAGAUCCUACACCAGUUGAUGAAGAAUCACUCCAGAGUGCCCCAGCAUUCCAGACUGGGAAAAUGAAACCUGAAGACAAAUGGAACCCAAAAGGACAACAGCUCAAGGAGCAGCACAAGUUCUUCCAGAGACAGAAAACAGAAUCCAAGCAGACUUUCAGUAGAAGAGUUUUCCCAAGGAAUGCUGGCCAGGAACCCCCAGCAAGAGCAGCAGAAGCAAAGCCUUGGCACAGGAGUCCCCAGCAAACCCCAGGAUUUCAGGAAUAUCUGAACCCAAGCUCUUCUAAUGGCCCUGACCCAGAAAAAUCCCAAAGUGGCUUCAAUAAUUUCCCAAAUUCAGCCCUUACCACACCAACCUAUCAAUACCUCCCAGUAUUCCCAAAUUUGUUUCCAGCAGAGGUUUUAAAUCUAGAGGAUCCCAGUAAUGAGAACACAAAAUACCAGCAUGAGUCUCCAACUGGAAUUUCACAUCAACACUCAGCCAAUUCCAUCCCUGGGCAGAAUUUUUCCAGCAAUAACAGCAGCAGUGGCCAGGCACUUCCAGAAUUGGGGAACUUUUCAUCUGAUUUUAAUGCAAUUUUUCAAGAAAGGGUGAAGGAUCAAGCACCACUUCAAGAUUUCAGAAAUCAUAUUCAUGAGGAUAACAGUUCACCAACAGCUUCUUGUAGAACCUCCCAUAUUAAAGAAAAGAAGGAGCAUCAGCCAAGACUUUCUGAUUUUGGAGAGGAUUUUGCUGACAUGUGGUUCUGGGGUUUCCUGCCUCCUGCCCCACGCAGGGGUUCCCAGGGAGAUGCAGAAAGAGCUGAAGGAAACCCAAGGAAAAUGAAAAGAAGCAGCUCUGAAGGAUCUCUCCUGCAAAUGGAAAAGCAAAAGCAGCCCAAAGCCAGCAAGAAGGUGUGUGGCUCCAAAUUCUACAUCAAUGUGAAUAUGAAGCUUGGAGGCCUUGGACCUGACUAUGAAACAAUCAAAGAGAAGAAAGAAAAGCUAAAGCUGCAGAAGGAAUAUGCCAGGCAAAUUAAUGAAUAUAACAUGAAGAAUAUCACUGUGGUUCAGAGGCUGCCUGCAAGGCCCCAGGUGUCUUCAGUGUCCAGGCAGAAGGCUCUGGAAUAUGCCAAGAAGAUUCCAAGACCAAAGACUUUCAUCACCAGGCCCUCAGAGCAGGAGGUGAAAGAGGUUCUGCCCCAGGCUCAGACUGGAACCAGUUUACCCCAAAUCCCAUCCCUGGAGUCUCUGUGGAGCAGGCACGAGAGGGAGAAGGAAAUUGUGGCUGCUUUCAAAUCCCUCCAUAUCUUCUAAAUAUUUGGGAGAUUUCAGGGAUCCAGGCUAAAAUGCCUGAAUUGUUUUCUUUUCUGUGACCAUCACAUCUUGAUUUCCCAGUCCACUGUAAUUUAAACUGGUUUCAGUUCAACUGUUUUGAAAUGUUAGAAUUGGUUCUGCUUGUACCUAUUUUGGUUAAUAAAUUGACUGUUUGCA
Catharus ustulatus (Swainson's thrush) is the source of this 2408-nucleotide messenger RNA. It is a transcript of the gene JHY, whose product is annotated as junctional cadherin complex regulator. Gene Ontology annotation, biological process: axoneme assembly. The transcript has 9 exons. NCBI's taxonomy places the organism in Eukaryota, Metazoa, Chordata, Aves, Passeriformes, Turdidae. The record is from RefSeq and is a predicted model, not a curated record. Bases 111 to 2231 code for a protein of 706 amino acids.